This is a messenger RNA of Naegleria lovaniensis, 1113 nucleotides long. RefSeq lists its product as uncharacterized. Lineage: Eukaryota; Heterolobosea; Eutetramitea; Acrasida; Naegleriidae. Bases 1 to 1113 code for a protein of 370 amino acids. Gene Ontology annotation, biological process: regulation of cyclin-dependent protein serine/threonine kinase activity; mitotic cell cycle phase transition. Gene Ontology annotation, molecular function: cyclin-dependent protein serine/threonine kinase regulator activity. The transcript has 2 exons. Gene Ontology annotation, cellular component: centrosome; cyclin-dependent protein kinase holoenzyme complex; nucleus. The record is from RefSeq and is a predicted model, not a curated record.
AUGUCCAUUUUGGACUCUCAACAACAGAAACGAGCUUCGAUGAAUUUCGGUCUCGCUCCUCUCCCUUCUGUUGGCACUAUUAACUCUUCUCAACAACACACCACUAGACGUGCUUUGGUUGACAUUUCCAACAAGACUGCUUCGACCAUGAAUACGAUGAAUAAUAUGGCACAAAAGUCAGCUGUUACUGUUCCAACUAUGGUAAAACCCAAUUCCACUUCGACGGCUGUGAAAAAGAAUACACCUCCCAUCGAUGCUGCUGAUGCCGACAAGCCAGAAUCGUGUGUCGAAUAUGUCAAGGACAUUUUUUCACAUUAUCGAUCCAUUGAAAACAAAUACAUGCCAAAUCCAAGUUACAUGUCUUUUCAGGGAAAUUUCAAUGAGCAAACUCGUGUCUUGACCAUUAACUGGCUUUUUACUAUUCAUUACCAUUAUGCCAUGUCUCAAGAAUGCAUUUAUUUAUGUGUGAACAUUUUUGAUCGAUUUUUGAGUGCUCAUCCAGAUGUGGCCAUUGAUAAGAUUCAUCUCGUAGCUGUGACCUCUCUCUUCAUAGCCUCCAAAUAUGAGGAAGUGAAACCAUUGAUUACAGAACAAGUAAUCAAAAUGACUCGAAGAAUGUAUUCGAAAGAAGAAAUUCUUCAUAUGGAACGACUCAUUUUGAAGACUCUGGAUUUCAAUUUGACCAUUGCCAGCUCGAAUGUCUUUCUCAAGAGAUAUCUCAAAUGCAGUGUUCAAUUCGAUGAUAUUCAAUAUUUCAUUGCUUCCUUUGCGAAUGACAUGUCCCUGUAUGACAUGAACAUGUUGAAUUACACACCAAGUACUGUUGCUUGUGCUGCCAUUUAUGUUGCAAGAUCAUUGAGAAAGUUGGGCGAGAAGUGGAAUUCCAAUCUGGUGUAUUACACUGGAAAGGCUGAAGAGGAAAUUCUUCCAUGUGCUCGUCAAAUGUAUUACUUUAUGAGACACUUUUGUAAUACCUUGUACUUUGAAGGUGGAAGAAAACCCGACAAGAACUUUUUGUUACAUCGAUAUGCUAAGGAAGAUCGAUUGAAGAUUUCUGAGAGUAUUAGACAUGUAUUUUCUACCAACCCAAAGAAGAAGGAAUCACAACAAUGA